GGUGGAGGAUACUUGCUGGUUGUAGCACCACAGAUGGUGUUUGAAUGAUUGAGUGUUGCUCAGUCAAGAGGAUUCAGAACUGACUUGGCUGAUUUGACCUGGAAUACAAAGAAUUUUCCAAAAAAUCAAAUCAAAACCCCUCUUAAAAUUUACGCACAGUAACCCUGUCAAACCACAAGGCAGUUUGCUCAGAAACACUGUUAAUGUCCUACUGCUGCAAGGUUGUUAAAAUACGUUCAAGAGGUCGAAGGAUUCAAGAUCACACCCCACAAUACAGAGGAAGGCAAAAAUCCCCACAGUCCAUGCCAGCCUGACCAUGGAGUCAAAUUCCUUCCUGAUUCCAAAGGUGGCAACUUUCUAACCAGGAACCUCUGGCUUUCAGUUCCAGUGUGAGCAUCAAGACACCCCUGUCAAAAUCUGCCUUGGCUUCACCCAACACCCAGUGCUUUUGAGGAAGGCAGACCUGCCACCCAAAAAACCUCCAAAAAUUCCUACCCUGACACCUGUAGCAGCAGGAGGGGAAAACAUUCCUUGACAGCCCCAGGUGGCAACCAACACAGCUCUGAAGCGCAGGGAAAAAACAAACACCAAAAUUGUAGGUGAGGAUGAUGGAGGAAAACUCUUUACUCCCGAGGAAUAUGAGGAGUAUAAAAGAAAAGUGUUACCAAUCCGGUUACAGAAUAAAUUGUAUGUGAGCUGGAGAUCACCAGCUGGCAUGGACUGUAAGCUAGUGGGCCCAGAGACACUGUGCUUUUGUACCCAUAGGUAUAAACAACACAAAACAGAUUUUGAAGUGAUUCCAAAAGAUCGUCCUAUUUGUGUACCUUGUAGAGUGAGCCAUUGUCAAUGCAAGUCCUAUCACUAUGUCCCCUUAAAUGGCACUCAGCCUAUUCGUUGUAGAUGCAAACAUUUUGCUGAUCAGCACAGUGCCGCGCCUGGAUUUGCAUGCAACUUAUGUUCCAAAUGCUCAGGUUUUCACAGUUCCUUUACCUGUGGCUGUGGUCAGCCAACAUAUACUCAUGAAACAGUAGUGGAAACUAAACAAGAGCGCUCAGCCUUGGGAAAGCCUGUGGGGCAGGAUGUGCCUUAUGCUGCAAUGGGAGGACUGACUGGCUUCAGUUCGCUAGCAGAAGGAUACAUGAGACUUGAUGAUAGUGGAAUAGGAGCACCAUCAGUUGAAUUCCUAGAGUCUCCUGUUACCAACAUGGACCAUCCAUUUCUAAAAGCAUUCCAAGGACCAUCCAGUUCUGCGCACGUCAGCUCACAGUUACCAGGUAGUUCUAUUGAUGCAAUGCAGGUAUCCCAUGUCAGAAAUUCUAAACAAGACGACAUGGCUUAUUUUGAAAAGCGGUACCAGGAACGGUUGAAAAAGGAGAAGCCUGCUAAACAGGAAGGAAGAAGUCCAUUGCCAUCAAAAAAUCCAUGAAAGUUGAUGAAAAAAGGAGUUCUUGCAAUGCUUGAUACUGAAGCAUAUCUUCAUCAUAUUUAUUGCAUAUCUGUAGUUUUCAGUUUCUUAUUAACAAUAUUGCUGUAUUAAAAUACUGAUAA
Alligator sinensis (Chinese alligator) is the source of this 1548-nucleotide messenger RNA. It is a transcript of the gene FAM221A, whose product is annotated as family with sequence similarity 221 member A. The coding region runs from base 716 to 1426 and encodes 236 amino acids. The transcript has 7 exons. Lineage: Eukaryota; Metazoa; Chordata; Crocodylia; Alligatoridae. The record is from RefSeq and is a predicted model, not a curated record.